AUGAGCAACUCAGAUGAAGGUAAAUUUUUUGAACAUGAUGAUGAGAAAGAAGAAGAAAAAGCAGGAAAAGGAAAAGAAUUAGAAAACAAAGAAAAUGCAAAAAAUGAAAAGUCAAAUGUAACAAAAAACCCGAAUGAGGAAAAUCGAGAUAAUGAGAUAGGAGAGGAACUCCUAGGGAAAGACGAAAUUGAUCCAUUAGAUCAGUUCAUGGAAGAAAUAAAUAAAGUAAUAGAAGAGGAGAAAAAAAUAUCAGAGAAAAAAGAAAAAUUAAAGAAUAAUUAUGAACAUGUUACAAGUAAGAGGGAUCAAGGGAAAGAAUCAGUAGGUGAGGAGGGUCCACAUGCGAGCAAAAGGUACAUAAGAGGAAAUGGAAAAGGUCAACAUGGAGAUAAUGAUGAUAGCAGCCUGGAUGACAACAACGCCACGGCUGAUAUCUACGAAUUUCUUGAAAAAAAAAAUGAGGAGUUAAUACACGAAAAAAUACUUGAGGAUGGUAACGGAAAGCAGGGUAACUAUGUCCGGAAGAGCGGUACUGCUGCGAAGAAUAAGAGCGAUAGACUUGAUGGACAUGAUGGAUAUGAUGGAUAUGAUGGAUAUGAUGGACAUGAUGGACAUGAUGGAUAUGAUGGACAUGAUGGAUAUGAUGGAUAUGAUGAACAUGUUGAGCACGAUGGAUUCGAUUGUCUGCAGUACCAGAGCGAAAGGAGGAACGACAAGGAAGGGGAUAAAAUUAUUGAUGAUAUGAAUUAUGAAGAAAUUGAAUUGGAAAAAUUUAAAAAGGAUAUAUUUAUUACAGACGAAAGUAUAAAUAACUUUACGCUAGAAGAAAGUGUGCAAUAUAAAAAAAAAAAUAAUAUUAGCGCUGUAGGGUUUAAUGUACCUAAACCAAUUUUUUCCUUUUUACAAAUAAAAAAUUUAAUAGAUAAGGAUAUACUACAAAAUAUGUACAAUCUAUCUAUUAGUGUUUUAUCACCUAUUCAAAGUAUAGUUAUCCCCAUUUUUUUGAGUGGAAGAGAUUUUAUAGCUACUAGUAGAACAGGUUCAGGGAAGACCCUUUCCUUUAUCAUCUCGUUAGUUAUUCACAUAAUGAAUUGUAAGAAGUUUGAAGGAAGGGUAAACUAUCACAUGGAGAAAUGGGAUCAUAGAGAUGAUAGGCACAAUAUAGCGGAAGAGGAGCAAGCAGAGAAGGAGGAAAAUGAGGAGGGGAAGACGUACGAGGACUAUAAGAGCGAAAAGAAGCCUCAAACGAAAGGAAGAAGGGGCUGCCCAUCUGCACACGCUUUAAUACUAACCCCGACGAGGGAAUUAUGUGUACAAAUAUACGACGAAAUGAAUAGAGUAUCGAUGAAGAAAUUAAAAUCAUGUAUAUUAUUUAGUGGAAUUAAUUACACAAAAGCGUAUAAUGAUAUACAGAAGGGAGUAGAUAUAAUCAUAGCGAAUGUAAAAACCUUAAUCAGUUUUAUAAAUAAAAAAUACUUAUCACUAAUAAAUACCAAAUAUGUUAUUCUGGACGAAUUUGACAAAUUAUUUACAAACCAAUUUAUAUAUUCAGUUAUAUCUAUUUUGAAAAAUAUCAGACCUGAUGCAAUAAGAGGUUUUUUUUCCUGCACAUGUUCAGAACAUAUAUGUGAAUUGGUAAAACCAUAUUUAAAUAAAAGAUUCAUAACAAUAAAAGUAGGGGAUAAUAAUGUAUUUAUAGAAAAAAAGUUUUAUAUUCUUGAAGAAAAUGUCAAAUAUAUGUAUUUGUUGAACUGUAUACAAAAUUUUAUAAAAAAUGAACAAUGCUUUAUUUUUUGUAAUAGUAAAAAAAAUCUUUUGUCCCUAUAUGACAGAUUGAAAAAAGAAAUUUCGCUUAGACAUAUUUCGAUGGACUAUAUUUAUGGAGAUAUUGAUCAAACACAAAGGAUAUAUAAGUUCGAAUGCUUGAAAAAGAAAAAGACACAAAUUAUGAUUAGUACAGAUUUGAUGGCACGUGGAAUAGAUGUUGUUGAUUUGAACUUCGUCAUUAACUAUGAUUGCCCCAAUGAUAUUUUCAUUUACAUUCACCGGAUAGGACGGUGUUCCAGGAUGAACAGCACAGGACAAGCCAUCACUUUCAUUCUCCCAUCGGAAAAAAAAAUAGCGUUUCUUAUUUACAGCCAUCUGAAGAAGAAAAACGAAGUAGUCGACAAGGAACUGGAAAACUUUAUCUUGAAGAAUAAUUUACAUAACGACAUACAACUGAAAAGAAUGAAAAGGAAAAUGAAUGAUGCAUUAUUUGAUAUGCCCUUGAACAAAAUGGGACUAACUGCUCCAAACAUAUCAACACCUAGUGAACUUGCGUUUAAGAAAAUAUCAACUCCCCCUAGAAGUUUAGAGCUUGUGCGCAAAAGUGUUCAUAUGAUUACACCUAAUGAUGUUUUAUCAUCCUCAGAUGAGGAAUACUGA
This is a messenger RNA of Plasmodium malariae, 2427 nucleotides long. Its product is annotated as ATP-dependent RNA helicase, putative. The record is from RefSeq and is a predicted model, not a curated record. Gene Ontology annotation, cellular component: 90S preribosome. The coding region runs from base 1 to 2427 and encodes 808 amino acids. Gene Ontology annotation, biological process: maturation of SSU-rRNA. The transcript is spliced from 2 exons. Lineage: Eukaryota; Apicomplexa; Aconoidasida; Haemosporida; Plasmodiidae. Gene Ontology annotation, molecular function: nucleic acid binding; ATP binding.